Molecule: messenger RNA, 1430 nt
Organism: Podarcis muralis (Common wall lizard)
Lineage: Eukaryota; Metazoa; Chordata; Lepidosauria; Squamata; Lacertidae
Gene: CRYAB
Product: crystallin alpha B
Biological process (GO): response to heat; protein refolding; negative regulation of apoptotic process
Cellular component (GO): nucleus; cytoplasm
Molecular function (GO): structural constituent of eye lens
Source: RefSeq, a predicted model, not a curated record
AUGUUCAGAUAUCCUGGCUAUUAGCAGUGGGCAUCUCUUCCACGGAUCUAUCUCACCCUUAAAAACAACAGAAGCCACCCAAAGGAGUUGCUGACACCACCACAUCUUGUGGCAGUGAGUUUUCUAAGCGCUGGUCGCACUGAGUGGAAUGGGACUUCCUUUUUGCCUGUGCAGAUUCUGCCACAAAUUGACUUUCUUGGGCAACUCUUUGAGCAUCAGUUUUACAUCACAGGGACCAAGACGUCUCAUUGAGUAACCUUUCUGUUUCAACACAGCCAGAGUGGAGAGGAAGGACACAGCCCGGCUGCAAUGGAAAUCGGAAGAUUCCAAGCAACAGAGAUACAACAGUGCCUUGUUUCUCUCUGUGUGAGACAAAGAUAGUAACUGUGUGAGUGGCGCUGGCAUCCGAAGUAGGAGAGAAUACCAGAUCGGCCUGACCGGGCUUUUUUUAAAAUAUAAAAAAUAUAUAAUAAGAAGGGAGGGGGCGCGAGGAUUUCAUGCUGACCUGCUAGAAUUUAGCUGUGUUCUUUUUCCUUGGCAAUGUGGGUGCUGAGUGGGAUGUACAAAUCUCCAGCUAAUCUGCCAGCCAGCGCUGAAUGGUGCAGAUGGGAGAACAGGGAUAAUGAAAUGCCUGACAUCACCGUUCCAGAGAAUUCAGCCUGGGCACAGCCUGGCACCAGGGAGCAUAUAAAGCCCUGGCUCUUGGCUUGCUGGAGUGCACUGCUGCCCACUGUCUCCUCCGGGACCAACUCAGAUGGAUAUCACCGUUCACCACCCCUUCUUCCGCAGACCCCUGCUAUCAAGCUUGUUGCCCAGCCGCAUCUUCAACCAGACUUUUGGGGAGCACCUUGUGGAAUCUGAACUGCUCCCCAGCUCCUCAGCUUUCAGCUCUUUCUUUUUGAGACCCUCCAUCCUAAGGAACCCCAGCUGGCUUGAGAGCAGACUCUCAGAGCAGAUGCGACUGGAUAAGGACAAGUUCUCUGUAAACCUUGAUGUGAAGCAUUUCUCACCUGAGGAGCUAAAAGUCAAGGUUUUGGGAGACGUGAUUGAAGUUCACGGAAAACAUGAGGAGCGCCAGGAUGAACACGGCUUCAUUGCCAGGGAGUUCAACAGGAAGUACAGGAUCCCAGCUGAUGUGGAUCCCCUCUCCAUCACCUCCUCCCUCUCUUCGGAUGGUGUCCUGACAGUGAAUGGACCAAGAAAAGCCAUGGAAGUCCCAGAGCGCACCAUCCCCAUUGCCAGGGAGGAGAAAUCUGCCGUACCAGCAGCGCAAAGGAAGUAGACAUGCCCUUUGAGACCUACUCUUUUAUACCCAAGAAAGCCUUUCCAUUGGAUGCAAACAGCAGGCAGUGUCACUGGCUGGCUGUUCUUAUUUAUUUGUGCUAAGCAAAUGAGCUUGUUUACUAACAAAUAAACCGAUGAGUAAGCAU